This is a messenger RNA of Durio zibethinus, 3891 nucleotides long. Lineage: Eukaryota; Viridiplantae; Streptophyta; Magnoliopsida; Malvales; Malvaceae. The record is from RefSeq and is a predicted model, not a curated record.
UCUUACCUUCCACUCUCCUCCAGCCGUAGCGCGCCUUCCAAACGGAUAAACCUUCUCCUUCUCUUUUCGUUUCUCUGCCUUUCUCUCCACAAAGCUUUGAAAACUUCAAAAACCAAACAGCAAAAACGAAGAAAAAAUUUUGAAAUGCUGACAAACCCUAGCGGCGUACGAAGCACGCCGUGCUAUUCUCACCCUUCGUAUUUCACUUUCUCCAACCGUUGCAAACUCCUUUUAUCUCCAAAUUGCCCUCGCUUUCUUAGUUCCAAAAAGUCCUCUAAGUUUUGCCCUCUCUCGCUGCUUUUACCCAGAAAUGGCGUUCCCAGUAACCGCUUUGCCGUUAGAGCUUUGGCGGAACCGGAAGUUUCCGAGUCGGAUGCUGCUGCUGCCGACGGAUGUGGUGGUGCUGGUGGUUCCUGUUUUCUGCAACCGGUUUCUGUUAAAAUUCCUUUUGGAGAUAGAGAGAUUCUGGUUGAGACAGGUCACAUAGGGAGGCAAGCCAGCGGUUCUGUAAUGGCAACGGAUGGAGAAACCAUUGUAUACACAUCUGUUUGUUUGUCAGAUGUCCCAAGUGAGCCUUCUGAUUUUUUCCCACUUAGUGUUAAUUAUCAAGAACGUUUUUCAGCAGCAGGUCGGACUAGCGGUGGUUUCUUUAAACGAGAAGGGAGGCCAAGGGAUAAUGAGGUUCUUAUUUGUAGACUGAUUGAUAGGCCUUUGCGUCCAACUAUGCUUAAGGGCUUCUACCAUGAAACUCAGUUAUUAUCCUGGGUUUUGAGUUAUGACGGUUUGCACUCCCCAGAUGCUUUAGCAAUUACUGCAGCCGGUAUAGCAGUAGCUAUUUCAGAAGUGCCACACUCAAAAGCUAUAGCAGGGGUUCGAGUUGGUUUGCUUGGUGAUAAAUUUGUUGUGAAUCCAACGACAAAGGAGAUGGAAGACUCAACAUUAGACCUAUUUUUGGCAGGCACAGAUGGUGCUAUAUUAAUGAUAGAGGGUUAUUGUGAUUUUCUAUCAGAAGAAAAGUUGCUGGAAGCAGUACAAGUUGGGCAGGAUGCGGUGAGAGAUAUCUGCACCUCUGUGGAGUCUUUGGUUAAGAAGUGUGGGAAACCAAAAAUGCAUGAUGCAAUCAAAUUGCCACCUCCUGAGCUUUAUCGGAUUGUGGAAAAAAUUGCUGGUGAUGAAUUGCAUAAAGUGCUGCAAAUUAGGAGUAAAAUACCAAGAAGAAAGGCCAUCUCAUUGUUAGAAGAGAAAGUUAUUAACACACUGACAGAUAAAGGCUAUAUCAGUACAGAGGAUACACCAGGGACUGUUGAAACAAUCCAAGACUUGCUUGAUGAGGAAGAUGAGGAUGAAGAAAUUGUUGUUGAUGGUGAAGUAGAUGAAGGUGAUGUGCACAUAAAGCCGGUUUCUCGAAAAUCCACUCCCUUGUUUACUGAGGUGGAUGUGAAGCUGGUAUUUAAGGAUGUUUUAUCCAAAUUCUUACGGAGACAUAUUGUGGAGGGAGGAAAAAGAAGCGAUGGGAGGUCCCCAGAAGGGAUACGUCCAAUCACAUCAAGAUGUGGAUUGCUUCCAAGGGCCCAUGGAAGUGCUCUCUUUACACGUGGGGAGACACAGUCACUGGCGGUGGUCACACUUGGUGAUAAACAAAUGGCACAAAAAGUGGACAAUCUAGCAAAUGUAGAGGAAUACAAGAGGUUCUAUCUUCAGUACUCAUUUCCUCCAUCAAGUGUUGGAGAGGUCGGCCGAAUGGGAGCACCUAGUAGGAGAGAAAUUGGACAUGGAACUCUUGCAGAGAGAGCUCUUGAGCCUGUAUUGCCUACCGAAGAUGAAUUUCCUUACACCAUACGAGUUGAAAGUACCAUUACUGAAAGCAAUGGUUCCUCAAGCAUGGCAUCUGUUUGUGGAGGUUGCUUGGCAUUGCAAGAUGCCGGUGUUCCACUAAAAUGCUCUAUUGCUGGGAUAGCAAUGGGUUUGGUAUUGGACACAGAAGAAUUUGGAGGAGAUGGUACACCACUUAUUCUUUCUGACAUUACUGGAGCUGAAGAUGCUUCUGGGGAUAUGGAUUUUAAGGUUGCUGGAAAUGAAGAUGCCAUAACUGCAUUUCAGAUGGACAUAAAGGUAGGAGGGAUAACCUUACCUAUUAUGAAAGAGGCACUCCUACAGGCAAGGAAUGGUCGCAGACGUGUUCUUGCUGAAAUGAUGAAAUGUUCUCCUCCCCCUGCAAAAGGUCUCUCAAAGUAUGCUCCACUUAUUCAUAUCAUGAAGGUUGCUCCAGAGAAAGUUAACAUUAUUAUUGGUUCUGGUGGGAAGAUGGUGAAAAGCAUUAUUGGAGAAACUGGAGUUGAGGCUAUUGACACACAAGAUGAUGGAAUUGUAAAAAUCACUGCAAAGGAUUUGUCAAGUCUGGAGAAGACCAUAUCCAUUAUUAGCAAUCUGACAAUGGUUCCAACUGUCGGUGAUAUUUACAGGAACUGUGAGAUCAAAUCAAUAGCUCCAUACGGUGUUUUUGUUGAGAUAGCUCCAGGGCGUGAGGGACUUUGCCAUAUUAGUGAGCUGACUUCAGACUGGUUGGCCAAGGCAGAAGAUGCUUUUAAAGUUGGUGAUCAUGUUGAUGUUAAACUUAUUGAGGUUAAUGGUAAGGGACAACUUCGCCUUAGCCGCCGAGCACUUCUUCCUGUUCCUGAAACAAAUCCAGAGGAACCCAGUUCAAAGCAGCCUACUGGCGACACUGCUGAAGUUAUUGCUGAUUCUGAUAAAGCAUCUGACAAAAGUACACCUAAAAAAUAUGCAACCGAUGCCAAAGCAGAUGCUUUAGCUGAAGAGAAGAUUGAACAAGUCAAAGAUAAAAGUAGUGCUACCAAACUUGCUAGCUCACCCGAAAGUAAUUCUACAGAGAACACUCUACUGCCACGAAAGAAGGCUUUUAAGAGAAUAAGGAAGAGCAGCAGUAAAGCUGUCACUGGUGUCUCUGGCAAAGAUGUGACCUUGUGAGGAAGGUGACAGAAAAGCUUCCACACUUUAGAAGAAAUAGAGGUACAUUCAUCAUAACAUAACUGGAAUCCUGCACUUGGUCUGUGAAAUCUGAUUCAGUAGCCGGUGUGGAACCUAAUGAGAUGUUGCUUCCACAGAGUAAUGUUAUUAAAGAAGCCAAAGGCAGAAAAGCUUGGCACAGCUUUAUCUCAAGUUUUGUUUCAGUAAAAACAUUUUGCUAGAUGCUUGGAAAGUUUCGACGUAUUGAUUUUAUGCUCUACCCCUGCUACCCUUUUUGUGUGCAAAACUUGAAUUACUUUCAUUCAAUGUUCAUUUAAAAUUUAUUGAUUAUUCAUGUUCAACUCAAAAUCAUUUUAUUUUCAUAAUACUGUGUGGCUGUUUGGUCGGACAACGCAUGUCCAAUUGUUUUUUCUUUUUUUUUGAUAAAAUGAUAAGUUAAUCAUUAAAAUAAGGAACGGUACAAAAUUGUUUUAGCAGAGUCGGCCAUCAUUAAAAUCUGUAGAAAGUUGGGAGGUUCAAAUGCAUUACAAAACACGGAUCGGUCAUGUCAGCAUUGGAGCUGGUAUUACAGAAGUCCCCUUUUUUGGGGUCAUAGCCACCACCUUUUCUUGCGAAGGCAUCGGCGCAUUGAUUGGCAUCAAGGAAGAUACUGGUUCAACAUAAUCGUGCAAUCAUGAAUGAGAGGUUCAAGCACAAGGUUAGCAGAAUGAGUGCAUGGAGCAGUAAUGAAGCUAAUAACUGCAGUGGCAUCGAGCUCAAUUUCCAGGCGUUCAAUUCGCUUGGAGAUGGUAAGAGUAAGACUAUCUCUAAGUGCCCCGAGCUCAACUUCCACAUUAGUACUUUUUCAAUGAAUCUGAGGGAGCUAGCUGCCCAGUUGCCCAUGUGAUCCCUGGUAAUAGCUCCUGC